CAUGUCAGUUUUAGGCGCAAUUUUCCAACCAACGAUCGAGACGCCGAAGUUCGGAAAAUACAAACAAUUUUUAGUCCGUUUUCCACAGCAAAAACUGUGGGUAGAUAAUUACGAAAACCCCGGAACAAUGUCGGCUUCCAGUGGCAAAGUUGUAAUCCCGGUGGAGUCGCCAGCAGAGCAGGAGGUAGAGCACCUGAAGAACGCUCGGAAGCUGCUGAAGGAUGUUCAGAACGUGCCCACAAUGAAUAAGGAGAACGUUGGAAAGCUCAACAAGCUUCCGGCUUAUCUGACGCAUUCACACAAGGAGCUGGCCAAGAAGACGCUUUUCUCAGACGCAUUGGAAGCUAUCGAGUUGAAGCGGAAGAAGACAACGGCGGUUCAGUCCCAGUCCAGCCAGACGUCGCCGGAGAAAAAACCAGCCACCAUAACCAAACCGCAGAUAACUAUUGAAGAUCUCACAUCGUUGGAGGGCCCAAGCGAGCAGUACUGGGAGGUGUUGGCCGAAAGACGCCGGCUAGCGCUCGAGGAAUCACUGGCGGAGAAUCAGGAACUGUACGAGAAGGUCGGCGCACUGGAAGAGGAACUGAAUCUGUCCAAAGAGAUGCUCGCGGAGGCCCGCAAUCUGGUGGAGGUGUUGACGGAGCUUUUGCAGGAAGGCGAAGCGGAAAGGGAAGAAGCCGGCAGUAGUAAGGAGGGAGUUCGACAGGUGGUGGACGAUAGUGGCGUAGCUCCGGAGCCCGAUUUGCCCAGCGACGAAGAGGAUCUGUAAGUUUAAUAAUUGUUCCUCAUCUUGACUACAUAAUUACAUCGUGUCCCGGAAUCUUUAUCCUUAUCACAAUUCUUCAACGCAAAUGCCUUUGAAGACUAUCUUAGAUGAAUGUUUUAUUUUCUGUGGGGGUUUGACUGUUCUAAUUUAAAUAAUAAAACCUCAUUUAUUUAAACCAUAACUCAUACUGACAAAGGUAGCUUUAAGAAUUGAUUCUCCUACCACUCAAUAAUAAUUAUUUGUAGAUGUUAACAAUUUUGUAGAA
This is a messenger RNA of Armigeres subalbatus, 1031 nucleotides long. It is a transcript of the gene geminin, whose product is annotated as geminin. The record is from RefSeq and is a predicted model, not a curated record. The coding region runs from base 2 to 769 and encodes 255 amino acids. NCBI's taxonomy places the organism in Eukaryota, Metazoa, Arthropoda, Insecta, Diptera, Culicidae. The transcript is spliced from 3 exons. Gene Ontology annotation, biological process: regulation of DNA replication.